Messenger RNA from Trichoderma asperellum CBS 433.97, 1998 nucleotides. RefSeq lists its product as uncharacterized. Gene Ontology annotation, molecular function: heme binding; iron ion binding; oxidoreductase activity, acting on paired donors, with incorporation or reduction of molecular oxygen. The record is from RefSeq and is a predicted model, not a curated record. Lineage: Eukaryota; Fungi; Ascomycota; Sordariomycetes; Hypocreales; Hypocreaceae.
GGACAACGCAACAAGCCCACAGCACUCAAUAUAUACACUCGAUAUAUAUAUCAGACUUGUUGAAUAGACACUCUGCUUCCUCUUACUUACAUCAGACGUCUUCAAUAAGCACUCUAUUUCCACUUACAAGACAUUUUUGAACAACACUUCUUCUUGGAUACACAAGAUGAAUCGUUUGGACGUCAUUCCGUCCUCAGCAUCUCACCUCGGCGUGGUCGAGCCUGUCUUCACCGAGCCCCAUGUCUCAUUUCCAUUCCCUUACCACUUCCUACUCCUUUUGCUUCUAAUAGCCCCCCUGCUUCACACAUAUCGUGGCCGCAAAGGUUAUAGCGAGAAGCCUCUCUCAGUAAAGAUUGUCAAGACUAUAUCAUGGUUGAGAUACAAACUCUACUCGUUUGUAUACAAUGCCAUUCUCAACUGCGCCAGGCCGGUACUCUCCAUCAACAUCUUCCCACGGAAGAUUGUUGUCACAGACCCUUCUAUGGAAAGUGUCCUGUCUAGGCAUACUUCCGAGACAAGUCUUGCCAACGUUAUUUUCUUGAUUGGCCGCCGUGUAUUCGGCUUGAGCGACUCUACUAUCGAGGCCAUUGGAGGCUAUGAUCCUCGCCCAAUCCACGUUGGCGAGUUCUCAUCUGCGAGCAACGCCAGGGCUCUCCUUGCAACAAUGGCUGAAACCACAGGCCAGAAACUUCAGAGCCAACCUGAUGUUCAGGAAACUGAACUCGGCCCUUGGCUUUUCAAGCUCACCAGCUCGGCUGUCGCCAGCGCCCUUUGGGGACCUGAAAGCCCUUGGGUUGUAGAUGAGGAGUUUCAGAACCAGUUCAUGGAACUCAGCGGCUCACAAAUGACUCUUCUAAGGCCAUUUUCGAAGUACACCGCCAAGGCAGCCCACAAGGCCAGAACAUUCAUCAUCGACAGACUGCAAGCCUCUCACGCCAAUAACCGAGCAUCAAGGGUCCGACAGAUUGCACACCGAAUCAAUGCUGUCGUCAUGUCCGACCCCGAGUGGGAAUCCAAUAAAGAUUAUUUCAAAGUUGAACUGCUCACAUCGCUCGGCCUGAUGGUCACUCCCAGCACCAUGGCAGUCUGGAUGAUCCGUCAUCUGCUCUUGCGUCCUGAUCUCUUCGACAGAGUCAUCAAGGAAGCACGAAACCCGAAUGCUCUUGAUGAAGAAGGCAACAUCGACUUGACUCGUAUCCGAGAAUCAUUCCCCUUCUUGGCUGCAUGCUUGUAUGAAACUCUACGAUUACACAUGACAGCAAUUCCGCGUGUGGCAAAGGCCGAUUUCGACGUCGCGGUGCCCAACUCACAGCCCAUCCAGCUGAAGUCGGGAGAUCUCAUCUACCUGGCCAUGUCCUCAUUCAACAGGAACACUGAAACCUGGGGCCCCGAUGCUUCCACUUUCUCACCCGAAAGGCUGCUAAACAACUCUGGCAACCUCUCUGCCUCCAUGGUGCGAAAGCUAAGAGUCUUUGGCGUGGCGGGCAACCUGUGCCCCGGAAGAAAAGUCGGGUUCGAGACAAUCUUGUAUGUGGUCGCCAGUGUACUGCGGGGUUUUGACAUUGAGAAUCCUCGUGGCGAGAGCGAGCUGUACCCUGAGCCGCGAACUGAAGACGGAUUUGGCAUUGGCUUUGAGCGAUGUGCCAACGAUAUCAACAUCAGACUGAGGAGGGUGGCAUAGCGACAUCAAAGUUUUGACUGAGUGGAGGGUAAAUGAUGGAAUGCAUGUUGGAAAGCUAUGUUGUAUGAUUAUUUUUUCUUUUUCUCUUUCUUUUGUGGAUUUUCUUCUUCUUCUCUUUUCAUAGACCUUUGACACUUUGAUGGGCAACCACAGCGAUGGAAUCAAGAGAGCCUGGAGCUCACGACAUUGGAUGUACGAUAGAAAUAGCGAGCGUUGUUAGAUUGACACCAUUGACAGCUGGUCUUGUCAAAAUAAAGCUACUACUUUUUUUUUCCCCUCGAAGCAUCUCUUUUCUUCUUCUUUUUCACCAAAGUAAU